CCGCUCAGAUCGUUGAUGGCGUUCGCAGCGACCGCUUGGCAUACGUCGCGUUUUUAGCCGCCAGCGCGAUUUAAACCGCCAACCAACCGCCGAAGUGCGUUUUUUUUUCACACACCGCUCUUAACCCCUGCAAACACACACAUAGAAAAGAUGGCAGCCUUCAGAAUUAGCAGCCAAAUCUGCAGGAGUAGCAGACUGAAAGGAAAGGAGGGGAGGAAAACCAACCAAAACCAAAUCAGCAGAGGAGGAGGAGGUGGAGGAGGAUUAGCACUGAGUCACUUAGUGAUCUGCAGCUGGCUGGCCAUCAUCUCCAUGGCGUCUGUAACCAUGGCCAAGCCACCGGAUCAGGAAGCCAUCCAUCACAAAAUGGCCGAGUUCCCGGAAGAGGACAGCGACAUGCUGAUGGAGCCGAAUGACUUUGCCCCCAUCACCGUACUGAGAUCGCAUGAACAGCACUUCCACAUGCCGCCCACAACGCAGCUUCAGCCCCAAAUCCAGGCCAGAGUUCAGCCCAGGGCCCAGCCCAGGCAAUUCCAGACGGCAGCCCAACAGAAUCCCGACGAGGAGGACCAAUUCCGACCCAUUGCCAAUCCGAACACCAAAGUAGUUGGGGAUUCCCACACGCAGGCGGCCCAGAACUUCUAUCCGCCCUUCUACCACGAGGCCCCGCCCCUGGGCCACUCCAGACCCUACUUCGGACAUGGACCACCGGUAUCGGAGAGCACGUCUCUGUCCCUGCCCCUGCCUCUGUUGGCCCCUCAACAGCAACAACAGCAGCAGCAGCAGCCACAACAUCCGGCAAAUCAACAGCGGAAUUUCGAUGCCAGCAUACUGGGCAGCGGAGACUUUGGGGUGCUGAGAGGAGGAACCUUCUAUCCCGAGGAGGAAAUGCCCUAUCACCCGGAAGACAACAGUGAUUACAUCUACGGAGAUGCCAACAACGGACACGGACGGCCCUCCGAGGGAUUCGUGCAGAAGUACACCUACCCCGAGGAGCAGUUCGCCAAUUUCCGGGACUUUGCUGACAUCAAUACGCCGGCGGACUCGGCCUUCUCCCAGUUCGUGGUGGUGUAUGCGGCCAAGAAUGCCACUGCGCCGCACUCUCAUCCGCAUCCCAAAAACAUAUUCGAGCAGCUGGAGCUGCUGGACAGGGAGAAGGAGAAGGAGAAGGAGCUGGAGAAGACCAAGAGCCAGCCGAAAGCCUCGUCCAAAAGCAAGUCGAAGUUGUCGAAGACAAAGUUGCAGAAGAAGUACCGCAAGAAGGCGGCUCCCAAGUUACCCGAUCCCCUAGACAUAGAGCCCUUACUGGCCCUCAGUUAAGCUUGGUACUAGCUAAGGUACUAUAUGCGUAAAAACAAAAACAAAAACAAAAACAAGUUAAAAAAAAGAAAAACAGAAAACAAAAAAGGAAAAACCAUGAACAGAAACACCCAUUACCACUUUCGUUUCCCCUCCCCCUGUUAGUUUUAUUUAUUUUAUUUCGAGAUGAAUGCAAGCCACGCCCACAAGAUAGAAGAGCCACCGCCCAAGCACCUGUAUUGUCCCAUCCCUUAACCCAUAUACGAUCUACCAUAUAAUAUGCAUCCAUGUUUUUUUGGUCUGUCUGCUUUCUGUCUCGCAUCGUUUGUUAAUUCUUAAACCUAGCCCGUAGUCUGCCGCAUCUGCACCUGCACAUGCGUCUAUAUAGUAUAUCUCUUAUAUGCAUAUGCGUAUCUAAUGUAAUUAUUUUUUGUCUAAUUCAGCAUAAUUUUAUUAUGUGAGUGUACAUAAACGAGAAAUGUUAAAUCUAAUGUUAAACCUAAAUAAAAACGAA
Messenger RNA from Drosophila eugracilis, 1813 nucleotides. RefSeq lists its product as uncharacterized. Lineage: Eukaryota; Metazoa; Arthropoda; Insecta; Diptera; Drosophilidae. The transcript is spliced from 3 exons. The record is from RefSeq and is a predicted model, not a curated record. The coding region runs from base 151 to 1320 and encodes 389 amino acids.